AUGUCCCAAGUUCGCAUCCUCUUUGAGUACCCUUCCGUCGGCCGCAACGUAGUCUCUCAGUCUGCCCCUGGUGUCAACCGUCCCACCUACGGCCCUGACCCGGAAGUCUGUCUGUAUGAGGGCGACUCGGGUAGUGACAGUGAAGACUACGAAAGCGAAGACGAGCUUGGGGAACCACGUCUUGACUGGCAUCCUCAUGCCAUCAACUUCCUCGCUGAAGUUCCUCAGGAUGACGCCACUUGGUCUCGUUACCUCAACUCCAACGGGGAUGUCCGCUCUCUGUGCCACCGUCUCCGACUUCCCUUUCUCUACCCUGGCAUCAGGGAUUGCUUUGACUGGGGGAAGCUCUUUGGAGAGUGCAAAUGGCACCUCGCCCGGGCAUGCGAGAACCCUCCCCUGGCGUCACUCUUCUCCCUCAUCUUCAUCGCUGCAUGCCACGUCGCCCUGGCCGAUGGCUGCCCCCGCGAGAUUGUCUCCAGUGGCAUCAGGGAGUGUGUCAGGCAGUGCGGCAUCUGGGAGUACGAGCUCACGGAGCCCAUGCUCGACAGACUCCGAGAAGGUGCCGUCAAGGGCAUCAUGAUUCUCACCGAGUUCGCGAGGGUCGUUGGGUCUCGCGCAUAUGAGAUCCCCCUUCACACUCCUAAUUGUUUCCAGCUGUUCUCCCGAUGUACUCCAGCGUGCAUAACCUUUGUCAAGAGUCAUAUCCCGUCCACAUACCGACCAACAACCCCCCUGGAGGCCGACUGCCUCGAGAUCCCAUCCCUAGUGUACGACAUACUGGGGGGGUCUAAAUCAAAGUGGGAGUAUCGAGAAAUUUGCGAGAUCCUGCAACCUGAGGGAGUGCCGAUGCCUCUGUACAAGAGCAUCUGUAUGGGUGAUGUUCUGGAGUUGGAUGAGAGUGAUGAGUGCGUGAGUGAUUUUGACGGGCCUGUUUCUUCGUUCAAGUAUGAGUACGCGUGUGCGUUUCCGUAUCCAAUGGGCAUGUUCAGGGAAAAUGGCUUGGAGGGUUCCAAGUCUCGGGGUUUGUCUCUGUGA
Molecule: messenger RNA, 1035 nt
Organism: Fusarium keratoplasticum
Lineage: Eukaryota; Fungi; Ascomycota; Sordariomycetes; Hypocreales; Nectriaceae
Exons: 3
Coding region: 1-1035 (344 amino acids)
Source: RefSeq, a predicted model, not a curated record